CUGUGGGGUAUCACCGGGACCGGGUAGAGGAGAGCUGGAUGGAGGUGUCACCGUGCCCUCCUUGUCCCCAGCGGCCCCCGGGGCUCAGCAUGGCGGGCCGGGGCCGCGGCCGGGGCCGGGGGCAGAUGACAUUCAACGUGGAGGCCGUGGGGAUCGGGAAGGGGGACGCGCUGCCCCCGCCCACGCUGCAGCCCUCGCCCCUCUUCCCGGCCCUGGAGCGCCGCGCCGCGCCCCUGCCCGGGGGCGAGGAGGGCGAGUACAUGCUGGCCCUGAAGCAGGAGCUGCGCAGGGCGAUGAGGGGGCUCCCCUACUUCGUCAAACCGGGAGCACCUCGCAGAGACAUUGAGCGCUACUCAGACAAGUACCAGCUCUCCAGCCCCGUGGACAGCGCCAUCGACUGGAACCCAGACUGGAGGCGGCUCCCACGGGAACUGAAGAUCCGGGUGCGGCGGCUACGGAAAGGCAGGACCACUCCUCUCGUCCCUAAGCAACACGUGGCGCUCGACAAGGAAGAGACUAUUAAAAAGCUGGAGACCCUGGAGAAGAAGGAGGAGGAGGUGACAUCAGAGGAGGAAGAGGAGAAGGAGGAGGAAGAAGAGGGGAAGGAGGAGGAGGAGGAGGAGUACGAUGAGGAGGAGCACGAAGAGGAGACCGACUACGUCCUGUCCUACUUUGACAAUGGGGAGAGCUUUGGCCCUGACAGUGAUGAUAAUGGCGACGAGGCAGUGUACUGACCCCGAGAAGACCACAACAGUGGGGACCCCCUCACCCCACCACCUGGAAGCAGAGACUCUCUUACUUCUCGGGGGCAUUGGGGUUCCCUGUCACCCCACCUUGGGGCAUCAGGGUCCGCUGUCCUCCUCCGUAUCACCACCAGGUGGCGCCGGUGGUCCAGGCCCGGCGGGUGGGGUGGGACCCUCCAAUUUUGGGACCUCCUGAGAGGAGCGGAGGGAGGGGAAUCGCGCUUUUUGGGGUGAUGGGCAGUCCCCAAAAGUGCCCUGGCCUCCCUCUGACCACCCCCACCCCCCGUUUUACAGCAGCUUUUUGACUUUUGUGCUUUUUCUUAAACAAAUUUUGCGUGGAUUAAAGUGGAUUUUGGUA
Molecule: messenger RNA, 1101 nt
Organism: Corvus hawaiiensis (hawaiian crow)
Lineage: Eukaryota; Metazoa; Chordata; Aves; Passeriformes; Corvidae
Gene: POLR3GL
Product: RNA polymerase III subunit GL
Exons: 7
Coding region: 39-734 (231 amino acids)
Biological process (GO): transcription by RNA polymerase III
Cellular component (GO): RNA polymerase III complex
Source: RefSeq, a predicted model, not a curated record